Malania oleifera is the source of this 3678-nucleotide messenger RNA. RefSeq names its product protein HEADING DATE 3B. Bases 1204 to 3498 code for a protein of 764 amino acids. NCBI's taxonomy places the organism in Eukaryota, Viridiplantae, Streptophyta, Magnoliopsida, Santalales, Ximeniaceae. Gene Ontology annotation, biological process: regulation of photoperiodism, flowering. The transcript is spliced from 4 exons. The record is from RefSeq and is a predicted model, not a curated record.
CUUACCUUCAAGCCACACGAAUCUCUCUUUUCCAAACGCUUUUCAUUUUCAAAUUGCAAAUCAAUCGAACUUAAAAAAACAAUUUACCAGCCGUAAUCUCUCAACCCCAAUCCUCUCCUCGGGCGCUCGAUCGUGUCCCCACGCGCUCCAAGCUGCACAGGGCAAUCCCACUUCCCAUCUCGGGAAAAACGAUGAACGCAUGCAAACUUGAACGCGAUCUUUAACGGAUUUUUCGAUAAAGAUUGGCUAAAAUUUGUAAAAAGUGCAUGUGGUUCAUAAGCAUCGCACAUAGUAAGGCAAGAGAAGGGAACGCCAUGAGAGAGAGAGAGAAAGACUCAGUCACUGCCCGUAGGCCAUGAUUUCAUUUUUCUGGUUUGGGCGAGGGGCGAGUACAUCCGUAUCACUCAGAUAUGAGAUUCCCAUUUGCCUAAAGAGCUUCUAGCUCUAUCCAGCUGGGUCCCCACGAUCCACACCUUUUACAUUUUUUUUAUUCCCUUUUGCAACUUUUUUUAAGUUUUGUUGAUGAUGAUGAAUGAGGAGAUCCUGUGUGGAGGGUAACCCUCUUCUCUUGCCGAAUCUAUCUUCACCCCCCCACCCCAAAUUGGAUAGCAUUCACUCUCUUUGCUUUUCCUUCCUCUCUCUGACGCACUGUUAAUGUUAAAAUUUCCAUCUUCAGGAUCUCAAGUAAUUUCUUGAUGUUUUCAUGUGUUUGCUUUGCCCCCUUUUGAUAUUUCAGCUAGGGGAUUGGAUUUUUUGGGUCGGUUCUGGGUGGUUCUAGAUUUGGGGCCCCUUCUGAACAAUUCCAUGUGUUCUUGAUUCGUGGUUUGUGUUUACUCUAGGAUUUUUUUUUGUGCUCUUCCUGUUUGUUUUUUAUACUCGGCUAAAGAUAUUGAUCUUUUGAGGUGGGUUGAUUUUGGGUAGUUCAGAAGUUUUUUUUUUUUUUGGAAACAAUUUCAUGUAUUCUGGUUGUUUGCUAUUGAGUUUCAGGCCAAGGAAACGUUUUUUUGAGGUGGGUUGAUUAUGGAUGCUGGUGAAAUUGUGUUUUCUUCUUAAAGGGACUGAUUUUUGCUAUCUGGGCAAGUGAGUUCUUGGGUUUGUGGUGGUGAGUUUUGGUGAAGGGUUGUGAAUGGGAUCUCAUUGUGGAUUUGAAGGGAAAGAUUGUUUCUGGAAGUGGGUUUUGCUUUGAAGGGCUGGAAGAAGAUUAUGAAAGGAGCGAAAAAUGAGGAGAAAGUGAUAGGCCCUUUGUUUCCUAGGCUUCACGUCAAUGACACGGAGAAAGGAGGGCCGAGGGCACCUCCGAGGAACAAGAUGGCCCUCUAUGAGCAGUUCAGUGUCCCUUCUCUGAAAUUUAGUGCUGGAUCCACGGCAUCUGUGUUGCCUCUCCCUCGAAGCAACAGCGGCAGCUUCCUUCCUUCAACAUCCUCCAACCAUGGUGUUGACCAUGAAAGGAGCGUAUUAAGCCCUGUCUGCAACUCUCCAGCACCCGCUCAUUUGGCUGAGAAGCUUCAUUCUUAUUCUUCAAAGGGGCAUAUCUUGAAGACUUCAAUGGGAACUCUUGAAAAGAAAUCCACAAAAUCAACAAACCCUCAAAAUUUGAAUCCCGUGGUUCAUUUGAUACCAACUGUAACAUGCAAUUCUUUUCAAGCACACGACUUAUCCAGCCAAUAUGAACACACAACUGCUACAUCAAAUUCAUUUCAGCAACACAACUUUGAGAAUUCUUUUAUGAAGGAGCUUAGAGAUGAGAAUAGUUCGAGACUCCCAACAAUUGCCCCAUCAGUGGGGACAGCUCCACAGUUUAGGAGAAGUCAGCCCAGCAUUGAUAGAGAAAAACUCCCUCAUCCUAGCUCGUCCAUGCAACUUCAAGCUGCUGGGCAAAGCAUGAGUAAUCAAACUGAGAAGAAACAAAAAGUCUCUCAAAUGGCUCAAGAUGCUGCUUUAUUCCUGUUGGCUAGAGAUAAACGAUUAAGCCCAUUGGCCAUAGAUGAAAUUUCUGAGCCAAUUAAGCAGGCACAUGCAUCUCUAAAUCAACAAAGCAGAAUAAGUUCAGUGGAUGACUCAAGCAGACUACAAGGUAUUGAUGUACAAUCCUGUCAGGGAUGUGUAGCUGUGGAAGAAAACAUGGGUACCAGAGAAUGUGCUUUGGUGGACCCCAUAAAAAGCAUAGGAAAUGGAAAUGCUUCUGUAGUUGGUGAUGAAUCAUAUUUGAGGCCUUCCCAGGGAGACGAUCAUAGAAGUCCCAAGGUUGAAAAUGGGAAUGCAGGCUAUGGAUGUGGGCCUUUACGGUCGGGUGAUGCAGGCAGAAAUAAUGAUAUUUCAGACACUUCCUUGAUUGACUCUACAUCUGGUUUGUUUAUAUCCCCUGAUGAUGUUGUUGGAGUAAUAGGCCGGAAACAAUUCUGGAAAGCAAGAAGAGCUAUUGUCAAUCAACAAAGAGUCUUUGCUUUGCAAGUAUUUGAGCUGCAUAGAUUAAUAAAGGUACAAAGAUUGAUUGCUGGUUCACCACAUUUAUUACCUGAAAGUAACUUUUUUGUUGGAAAGCGUGUGCUAAAUAUACCUCCUGUGAAGUUGCCACCUGAAUGUGUUCUAGAACAACCACCUCUGAUUGUGAAACCAAAUGAUGACUGUCAGAUGCCAAUUUCUAGAACUGAAUGUAUGCCCAGCAAAGCAGUUGGGAAGCCGCCGCCUCUCAACAGUGAUACCAGCAAAGAACUUGCAACUCAGCAGUCAAAUUAUGUAGCUCAUUCAGGAAGUCAGCCACAAGCAUCGAUGACUGCUGAUACCAAACCAGCUUCUUGGUGUUUCCACCCACCUCCAGGGAAUCAGUGGUUAGUUCCCAUCGUGUCCCCUUCCGAAGGAUUUGUUUACAAGCCCUACAUGGGGUCAUGUCCUCCAACCUCAGGUUUUAUGGCUCCGGCCUAUGGCAGCAAUGGGCCUGCAAGCGUGAAUGUGGGUGGUGACGUUUUCAGUACAGCCUUUGGUGUUCCAGCUUCCCACCACCAAGGAAUUGGCAUUCUUCCCAGCACUCUCUUGGGUCAGACCUACUUUCGGCCAUAUGGCAUGCCUGUCAUGAACCAACCUGCUUCUGGUUCUGCUGUUGAGCAGGUGAAUCCAGCAUUUACUGCUGCUGGGUCUAAUGGGCAGGACAAUCAAUUACUUGUGGGGGAUGUUAAUUUCACCAUGCCCUUACAGAGCUCUUGUAAUGCUUUGAGUGGACAGAGUGGGGCUGUUUCCAGUUAUGUUGGGAAAUUUCAUCCAUCAAAAGACAGUGAGUUAUGGGGAAGUAUGGGGAGUAGUCCCUCUGAGAGCGCACAGGCAGAUGCCCUUGCUCUCUUUCCUAUGGCUCCGACGCCAAAAGCUAUUGAUGCACUUACACAGACUCAUAGCAAGCAGCAUACCCAAGUCAUAAAGGUUGUGCCUCACAAUCCUAGGUCUGCGACUGAAUCAGCAGCUCGGAUUUUCCAGUCUAUACAGGAAGAAAGGAAACAGCAUGAUUAGUUAAUCCAAUAUUUUUGAAACUUGUACAAAUGAGAUGGCCAAGCCAAGCGAUAAAUGAGCAUAUUCUUAUAUUUCAUAAAAAUGUUCUGUAAGUUUGUAUCUGCCUUACAUCUUUCUUCUGACCAUGUGCAUUACAUGUAAAUAUAUAUAUAUUGAAAUAUUUUAUUUUUUCUGUUCAAA